Messenger RNA from Fusarium sp. VM40, 2028 nucleotides. Lineage: Eukaryota; Fungi; Ascomycota; Sordariomycetes; Hypocreales; Nectriaceae. The record is from the annotation of a GenBank genome assembly.
AUGGCGGCUUCUCGCCUCUUUUCUUCAUUUCUUUAUAAACAAUUUCUUGUUGUUUUCCCCUUCAUCUCUCUGUCCUCCUCGCAAUUCAUUCCUGGCUCUAAUGCAAAGGCGCGUAACCUCACAGUUGUCCACUCACCUGCAAACCCGGAUGUGACUGUCUCUUAUAAAACGCCUGACAACGUGUGUUCCACAGCAUUUAAUUCUCAAAAGCAAUACACAGGCUGGGUAUCAGUUCCUGGCGAUUAUCCGACCAAUUUGUUCUUCUGGUUCGUCGAGGCUCGUGAGCAAACCGACAGCCUCACCAUCUGGCUCAAUGGAGGACCAGGAUCCAGUUCACUCUAUGGAUUUUUCACCGGCAAUGGCCCUUGUGAAGUUGUCGAAAAGGGACUGAACGAAUAUGAGACGCUUGUGCGUGAAUGGGGAUGGGAUCGAGCCUCUAACAUGCUCUUCAUCGACCAGCCCAACCAAGUCGGCUUUUCAUACGACACGCCUACUAACAGUACAUACGACCUUAUUUCCAACGAAGUCCUGCCUACCCGUGCCGACCCUGACUAUCCGGACUGGGCUUUACGCAAUGGCACAUUCAGUUCCAACAAUGGAAAUUUUACUGCCAACACCACUGAGACGGCUGCCAUGGCUGUUUGGCACAUGGUCCAGGGCUUCUUGACCACCUUUCCUCAGUAUCAGCCCUCAUCCCCUUCCCGCAAUGACUCAAUUGACAUCAAUCUUUUUGCCGAAAGCUAUGGUGGUCGCUAUGGCCCUGUCUUUGCGGAAACCUUUGUGGAGCAGAACGCUCGCCGCGAGAGUGGUGAAAUACCACGUAACUCAACCAUUGAUGUUCAUCUGAGCUCUCUGGGUAUUAUCAACGGGUGUGUCGACAUGGAAACCCAAGUACCUUACUAUCCUAUGUUUGCCAACAAAAACACAUAUGGCUAUGAUGCCAUGUCCUCCAGCGAUGCUAAGUUCUAUCUGGAUAAAUACUCUGCUGAGGGAGGUUGUCGCGAGCUUCUGGGCAAGUGCGCUGCUGACGCUUCUUUGGGAGAUCCCGAAGGUGAGGGGGAUGAUGAAGCAGUCAACGAUGUCUGUUCUGAGGCUCUCAGUAACUGUCUCGAGAUCGAAAACGCCUACACAAGCGCAGGUCGUGGUGUCUACGACCUUGCUGCUCCCUUGGCCGACCCUUUCCCACCCAUGACGUUCUUGGAGUACCUCAACCAAGACGACGUGCGCGAUGCUAUUGGUACCCCUAUCAACUACACUAUGUCCAAUUCCAAAGUUAGUGUCGAGUUUCAGGAUACAGGUGACCAGGCACGUGGCGGAAACAUACAACGCCUGGCCGCUCUUCUCAACCAAGGAGUACGCAUUGCUCUUAUCUACGGAGAUCGUGACUACAUAUGCAAUUGGCUUGGAGGAGAGGCUGUUUCUCAAAACCUUGCUACGGAAGCGGGUGGUGAGUAUACCAGCCGUUUCCCUGAAGCCGGAUAUGCGCCCAUCAUCGUCAAUGAUUCAUACAUCGGUGGUGUCGUCCGCCAAUUUGGCAAUCUUUCCUUCAGUCGUGUCUACCAAGCCGGCCAUGCCGUGCCUGCUUACCAGCCAGAGACAGCCUUCCAGAUAUUUGCUCGCGUCAUCUUGGGCACUUCUGUCUCUACUGGCAAGGAUAUUGAUAUCACUACCUACAAUACUACGGGUGAUGCCAAUGCUACACAUACCGAUACUCUACCGGACCAACUUGAUCCCACGUGCUACGUACGCAACUUUGCAGCAUCCUGCGACGACGAUGCUAGGAAGCUAGUCAUAGAUGGUAAAGGUGUUGUUGUCAACGGCAUACUAUAUCCCUCAAAGGAAGACUGGCCGUUGAUGGCCGAGAAAACUGAGGAACCAACAACAUCCACGGCAGACCCUAGCACUACAUCAGAUAUGACUGGCAUCUACACAGCAACCGAGACACCUGACGGUGCAGCAUGGAAUCCACCCAACCCAGGCUUAGUGGUUGCCAUUGCUGGCAUAAUGGCUCUUCAGGCCGUCGUAUAA